Molecule: messenger RNA, 3293 nt
Organism: Acanthopagrus latus (yellowfin seabream)
Lineage: Eukaryota; Metazoa; Chordata; Actinopteri; Spariformes; Sparidae
Gene: cd34
Exons: 13
Coding region: 195-1550 (451 amino acids)
Biological process (GO): cell adhesion
Cellular component (GO): membrane
Source: RefSeq, a predicted model, not a curated record
UUUGCAGGGUAUGAACAGGAAGUAUAGAUUUGCUCAGCAGCAUGUGGUCUACAACAGCAAACUACUCAAGUGGAUGGGGUCAAGGUUUCAAGAGUUAAAGGUUCAUCCUGAGAUCCUGCGUUUCCCACUAACUUCCCCCAGCUAACAGAAUAACCCACGGCCCGUAACGUGCUGAAUUGCGGCCGUUUGUCUUCAUGCAGGUCUGUUCGGUCCAGACCGGGCUCGGCUUCUCUGCGCCACCGCAGAGGCUUCGCAAUCGCAUUAGGGUUGCUAAUGGAGGAGUGGGUUUUAAAACAAAUCCAGCACAACGCAUUUACCUUAAGGAGAAUCCUGCAGCACUGUUUCGCUCCGCUUCACCUGACCUUUCAUCUGGAUUGAUGACCGGAGAUCCCUCGGUGCGUAACUGGACCCCGGUGCUGGUGAGGAAACAUGCGGCCAGGUCUGUCCCGGUUCACACGGUCUUGUGCAACAGACGUGGAAGGAAGGUCACCAAGACACCACAAGCCACAAGCUCGCCGAGUCUGACCGGAGAGAGGAUGGCUGCGCCCAUGUGGAGAAUGAAUGGACUCUGGAGAAGGAUGGCAGGAGUUCUGGUGCUCUGCGCUCUGUUGCUCAGCAAUGAGGUGAUGUGUCAAGACGACUCGCCAGUGGACGCCACAGCCGCACCAGCAGCUGAUUCACCGGGAGACGUCAGUGCUGCGACAGAUGCUGCAGAUGCGGGUGCAGAUGCGGGUGCCUCUGCUCCCCCAGAUGUAGGUGCUGCUCCCACCGUUGGUGCCGGAGGAGAACCCGCCGCCACUCCUGCUCCCGGAGAUGUACAGGUAAAUGUUGUAACAGUACCUGGUAAAGACGUCCAGGAUGGAGAUACUUCAGGAACCUCAGGAACCACUGCUGCACCAGUUGGCAGAGCUGAUGCGGCUCCACCGGCUGAGGCUGCUAACCCCCCCACCGUUCCAUUAGUGGUGCCCGAUGUGAAAUGUGUUGGAAAGGAGGACAUCCCAGAAGGCAGCGCUGUCAAGCUGGAGGUAGCAACAAAUGAUUGUGAAACGACUAAAGACCUGAUCCAGACGAACCCUGCGCCCUGGUGCAACACAGACAAGUGUGACCUGAAAGUCUUCCAAGACGGCAACUUGGUGCAGAUUGCCAGCGAUGAUGCUCAGCUGAGCACUGUGGCCAAAGUGCUCCAGGGUGAAGCUUUGAAAGACAAGCUGGGUGUGACAAACGUCGAGGCCCCGUCAUCAUCAUCAGGUUCCUCCGUAUUUGUGGGAUUACUGGUCUCUGGUCUGCUCGCCGCCGUCGCGAUCACUGUGGGUUACUGCAAAUGCCAGCGCAGGCCUGACGACAAGGGAGUGAGGCUGGCGGAGGAGGCCCAUCCAGCCGAUCAGGAGAACCAGGGAAACACUCUCGUCUCCGUGGCCCCCCUCAACCCCCCUCCAGAGACCCAGGAGAAGCCCAGCGUAAACGGAGAGUCCCCCGAGGCGGCCAAGACCCAGCCCCCUCCUCCCACCAACGGCCACUCCACCACCAAGACGGCAGACACCGAGCUGUGAAAGAGUCUACGAAAAACUGCAGCCCACGAACUAACCCCCCCCCCCCACACACACACACAAACCCAUCCAUGAACACACACACACACACACACACAUACACACACACACCUAUGCAAUCUCACCUCCCUUUUCUAAACCCACCACAGAAAGUCCACAGCAGAAGUGGACAUCAGGGACUCUACAUCAGCGCUCCUCUUGUUACGCUCCCCUUGCCUCCUCCUUUUGGCCGCGUGCCUCAAUAAACAUCAGGAAAACUAGUCUGAUGACGGCGCCGGUGAUGGUGAUGGCGAUGAUUGAUGUCGGUGAUGACGAAGGCUUCGGUCCCUGGGUUGUUGACGGCAGGCGGCCUGGGAGCGAGGGACGGGGAGAUGGGCGGUUCUGGGUGGGAAGAGAAGUCUGUUUUAGCAUUAAUCAGCACUGGUUCCCGUGAUGACUGCGGCCCCUGGAGUCACAGCCACCGGCGUCUCUGCAUGACAUCAGGUUUAAAAGCUUCCUGUCAACCCUUCACCAGCAAAUCCACAGCACGAGCACAAAGAAAUCGCUUCUUAGUUUAUCCAAAAAGCCGUGACAGAGGAAGAGGAAACAAAUCACACUGCCUUGAAAUCUGUUUACAGACCUCUCACAGAGAAAACCAGUUGGGCUCUGAUCUCCUUUGAAUGAUUGAGUUAUUGAUCAGUCGGUGUGUAUGUGUGUGUGUGUGUGUGUGUGUGUGUGUGUGUCUGCUUUAAGGAUUCCUACACCUGCAUACAUACUGUGUGUGGACUGCAUGUAUGUAUGUAUGUCCGUACAUGCAUCUAAGCUUGCGUCACUGUAUGUGUGCGUGGGUCACGGGAAGUAGCGGAUUGGUCGAUCAAGUGUGCGAGUGAACGAUGAGUCCGAGCGUGCAUGUUACGUGUACAGUUUUGUAAAAUAAAAGAAAAAAAAAAAAGAAGAAAGAAUGAGUCGACAAAGUGAGGAGCUGCAGCAGUCGGUCCCCGUGGCGAGGAGGAAGGAGUAAGGGAAGUUUUUUUUUUUUUUUUUUUAAUCACACAGCGUUUCCUUGAAGAGAUGAAGCCGCGAGGAGUCCUCCAAUCUAUCACUGCAGACUGUAGUGGAAAUCAAUCACGAAGCCAACAGGCCUCAUUACAGUGGCUCCACCGUCACUGCUGAAAAGUCACGAAGACUGACUGUCUGACCAACAGACUCGUACGCAGAGCCUCUCUGUCCAUCCAUGCAUCCAUCCGUCAGUGUUAUUCUCUUUUUCCAAUAUACUGUAUAUGCUCUUUUUACUAUCAGUAUUCUAUUGAACAGUAUGUAUAGUAUGGUGCCCUUUCUUUGUUGUUGUUGUACUGUUUGUAUUGUGUGUACUCACACUUGUAAUGUUCCUACUAUGUGCCAAAAACAUUUCUUUUCAUAGCUAACGUUGUACUAAAAAUAUGAACUUCUGUGGCACCUUUACAAAUUGUGAUCCGGGUCAUACAACUUCAAGAAAAAUGUGUUCAAAGGCCACGACUGUAGGGCUGAUUAUUCUUCCCCCCUGCUGAGAUUAAGUUAAAAAAAAAAGCAAUCUGCAAAUGUUUCAUCAGUCAAAGUGGAACAAAGAAAAGUAUUUUGACAUAUAAAUGGGAUCAUUUCUUUCAAUUUUGUAUCAUUUCACUUUCUAACACUCCAAUCUGACUGUUUCAUUUUACUAUGCACCCUGUUUUUAAAUUGGAUUUAACGUGUAAAGAAUUAAAAAAAAAAAAAAAAAAUGCCAAAAAGUCA